Pezoporus occidentalis (night parrot) is the source of this 894-nucleotide messenger RNA. RefSeq names its product phosphofurin acidic cluster sorting protein 1-like. Lineage: Eukaryota; Metazoa; Chordata; Aves; Psittaciformes; Psittacidae. Gene Ontology annotation, molecular function: transmembrane transporter binding. Gene Ontology annotation, biological process: protein localization to plasma membrane. The annotation marks the transcript as partial. The transcript is spliced from 7 exons. The record is from RefSeq and is a predicted model, not a curated record.
CACCCCCCGGGGUGGGAGAUCCAUGGGAGGACCAAAGUGGGGGAUGGGGGUGCACCCUGACCCCCACCCAUGGGUGCUGCCCCCCCCCAGAGCCCUUCAGCGUGGCCGGGCGCAUCUUGGGGUACGUGGCUGGGGCCGGGGUCACCCUCGCGCUGCCGGUGGCUGAGGCCAUGCUGACCUGCGGGCACAAGUUCCCCGAUGAGGAUUCGUACCAGAAGUUUGUGCCCUUUGUGGGGGUGGUCAAGGUGGGGCUGGUUGAGGACCCCCCAUCAGCUCCAGGUGAUGGGGAGGAGCUGCCCCCCCCCGGCCUCGCUGUCCCCUCCCCAUCCCCCCCCGGGGGACCCCGUGAGGCUGCGGCCACCCCCCCGGCGUCACCCUCCAUGGCGAGCGGCAGCACCCAGGGCUCGUCGGGGGACGCCCUGGGCCUGCAGGUCGAUUACUGGGGGGCACCCAUGGGUGCUGCGGAGCGGCGGCGGGAGGGGGAGCGGCGCGAGGCCGGGGGGGGCCCCCCCAAAACCAGCCUCAGGGGCACCUUCCGCUCGCUGCUGGUGACGCGGCUGCCGGCACCCGGGGACCCCCCCGGGGGCACCCUCACCAUGAGCCUGGUGACCCGAGAGAAGAACAAGAAGGUGCCCACCCUGUUCCUGAGCAAGCGCCCGCGGGAACCGGACUCCAAGAGCCUGGGGGUGGAGGGGAUCACGCGGCUCAUCUGCUGCCCCCGGCAGCCCCCAGCCCUGCUCUCGGUGACGGUCGAUGGCACCCAAUGGGACGACAUCAAGUUCUUCCAGCUGGCGGCCCAGUGGCCGUCCCACGUCAAGCACUUCCCCAUCGGCAUCUUCGGGACCAAAGCCCCCUGAGACCCCCCCACCCAUGGGUGCUCCCCCCACCCAUGGG